Molecule: messenger RNA, 2763 nt
Organism: Plenodomus lingam JN3
Lineage: Eukaryota; Fungi; Ascomycota; Dothideomycetes; Pleosporales; Leptosphaeriaceae
Source: RefSeq, a predicted model, not a curated record
AUGAGCCCGCUCUAUUUGCUACAGAAUUCGACCACGACACACCAGAGCCAGCUCAAGAUGUCGCUAGUAGAUGCAACUGGGUGCGAUGACUCUGACGCGAUGCGGAUUUUCCAUGCGGACGGACGGAUAGAGAAUGCACUGCAGCCACCCGAAUACUACGCUUACAGCCCCAGCCCGCCACACUCGGAUGCUUGGGAUGAUGGGCUGCAGGCGAUUGAGCAGUUUAAUUGGAGGGUGUGUGAUGAGCCGGGUCUUGCUGAUCCCACAACAGAGGCCACGACAUCAAAGACUGGAGUCAUUUCUACUCCCCAACACCAUAAAUCUGCUCGGCUGCCUGAAAGCAGAGCGCGACUGGACACUGUCGAUAGCAUCACUGCAAGCGACGACCAUGAGAAAGCAUCAGUGACACACCAAAUAACAUCCGAUAUCCAGCAAGAGACCGCAAUUCCACCAUCAUCAAUACAGCAAAUACUCCUCGAAAACGAGGCGGAAACACAAACAACAUACAUUGCUUCUGAUUCGCCUUCACCGCCCGGGAUAAAAAGUCCUGAACGACCCAACGUGAAGAUUAGUGACGCAUUGGCCUCACAUGAGGUAUCGGUCGCGCAACCACGUGGCAAGGGAACGGAGUAUGACUUUUCAGAUAAAAAUAACGAGCAAGAGGCGACCUCAAACGGCAACCCAAUCGCUGCUGGGAUCGCUGAAUCUCCAUUAUUGCAAGGUGAGCCUCGCGUUUUGGGGCCACGGGUUGGAGGAUCUGAUGCAGUUGAGCAUCCUGGAGACGAGGAGCUCUGUAGAGAGAUGCAGGGGGUCUCAAUUGAGCGUCAUCAGAACAAUGCCUUAAAGGAGGUUCACUGCGCGCCUACUGAGAAAGCUGCCGGUGUUCCAUCUGACUCUUCGCAGCAGCAAAGUCCUCCGGGGGUUCUAGACGCACCUACUGCUGCUUCUGAUCGGAAUGAGUGUGGCGGAGCUGGAGAAAAUCAGCAGUUGCAGGCCUCAUCACCAGACACUGUGCAUACUAGCACAAAUGUUGUAUACUCGCCACUUGCAGGGGAGGAUACCCCUGGCAAUAUUAUUAUCGAAGAAGGGGUUUGGAAAUCACAGCUUCGGGAGGCGGCUGCAGAAGUUGUCCCUGUGGCGAUUUCGAAGCUUUCGCUCCGCCCCUACACGUUUAACGAGGUAGCCAUGGACAAUGCCCGCGAGAGUCCGGAGGUGAAGAAACAGCCUCAGGACAUGUCUUCCGGAAUGGAAGGGGUUGAGAUUCCAGUAAAUGAAGCUGAUGGAGGCUCAAAAGCACAGGAAACAGAAUUAGCGGAUGCAACUAAUAGCACUGUAGAGUUAUCUCGGCCAAGUUCGUCCAUCGUACCCACCGCAAGUACAGGAGCCACUCGAAAGCGAAAGAAGCCAGCGGAGGAGGCAGAGAAAAUGCCCGAUUCGGAAGAAGAGGCCCUGGAAAAGAAGAAGGCACGGAUACUCGUGCCUGAGGAAGAUGAUGCUAUGGACGAAGACAUACGUGCUGGCACUCAAGAUCAGGGUGAAGACACUCCACAAAUCUCCGAUAAAGGCGAUUCCAAGGCGCUCAAUCUACUUGAAUAUGAGGACAAGAGCACUGAGUAUGACGAACUCAACAAGGUCAAAGGAUCCUCAACACCCUCUCGCCCCAACCGAUUCGCCUACGGAAAGCAGGCAAGUCCAGUCAAAAACCUUCAAGCACUCUAUCCACCAUCCCCCAAGCAUCUCGUUAAACAAACCGCUGAUGCCCAAAGCGCGGUCAAGGAGGAAGAUAUCAUCAUGGAAGGCCACCUCAGCGACAUAAAAAACAGCGCGCUCCCCAGAACCCCAGAGCCAAAGUCGAUGCACACCAGAACACCCCGAUCGCGCCCCACCGUCUCCGCCCGCGAGUUAGACGCCCUCUCAAACAGUAAGCCCCGAUCUCGGCGCCCCGGCUCUGCAAAACAAAGUGUGCGAUAUAGUGCACCUCAAACACCAGAUGAAAACCAUACAUACUCCACCGAACGCAUCACGCUCACAGGGUCCACUACAUCCACCCCGCUCUCCCCCUCCCUCGAAACAGACGAACUCUUUUCCCCCUCCACGGCGAAAACAAAGGGAAAAACAAGCACAAGCGCUCUGUCGAAGAGGAAAUCUAGCACCCAGACCCAUCGCAGCAAGGAAGCACACACGCCAGUAUCUCGGGACGACAGCGCCGAGUCGGCAGAUGAACUCUCCCUACCUGGACCUGGGCGGCGAAGCAAGAAGACGGUGGGUGAGGGGAGAGCCAGGGGUAAACCUUUGUUUGAGGUGCGGUAUGGCAAGAGACAUACACGUGGCGAUACCAAGGCUGCAAGCAAGGAGGACACAAUGUCUCCGGCUGUUAGUGCGGGAGCUGGUGACGGGAAACCGCGAGAAAAAGAAGGACAAGGACAAGAACAAAAACAAGACCAAAAAGCCAUCUCCCUCCCCACCCCCAACACCCCCGCCACUCCCUCCAACACCAACCCCCACAACAGCACCAACCAUCCCAAACCCACCACCGCCACCAAUAUCUUCGGCUUCCGCACCUCCCCCCACGCCACCCGCGCCCGCGCCGCCGUCGCCAAACACGUGAGAGCCUUGACUGCGAGUGAGGAUCUGUGUGCGAUGAAGCGUGUGCCGCUUGCUAAUGCUUGUGAAGGGAAGGGCAGGGCGAAGAGGAAGUCUGAGGUGGAGAUGUUGGUGGAGGGGAUGGGGGUGGGUGUGGGGAGGAGGUUAAGGGGGAAGUAG